AUGUCCUCCUUGUGGCGCCGAAUGAUUCCCCAACGCGUGGCCAACACCGGGUCGCAACUACGCGACCACCAAGCCAACGAGCGCACCUUUCUCUCCUGGACCCGGAUGGGCCUGGGCUUCGCCGCUAUGGCGCUAGCCCUCGGCCGCCUGGAUGCAGUCGACCGCAUGCUCACCUCCGCGCUGUCCAGCAGCAAAUUGAACCUGGUCGUCGGUUCGGAUAACGGCACAGCCACGGUCGCAGCCACUCCUGUGCAGUCAGGCGGUACCAGCCACAGCAACAGCCAAGAACAUUCAAGCAGUUUAUUAUUUUUCGACCACAAUGGCGGAUUCUCUGCCACGACUUUCUGUCAAGCCAUUAGUGUCUGGUCGUUCGGGUAUGGCAUUUUUCGAUAUCUGGCAGUGCGCAAGAGCUUGCUCAAGGGGCAGUUCACACCGGCCAUCUGGGGGCCUGUGCUUAUGACGUCUGGGUGUUUGGGGGUGUUUGGGACCAUGGGGAUGUGGGUUGAACAGAAGAAUGCGGCGAGGAUGUCGAAACAUUAUUCGUGA
Aspergillus bombycis is the source of this 546-nucleotide messenger RNA. RefSeq lists its product as uncharacterized. Bases 1 to 546 code for a protein of 181 amino acids. The record is from RefSeq and is a predicted model, not a curated record. Lineage: Eukaryota; Fungi; Ascomycota; Eurotiomycetes; Eurotiales; Aspergillaceae. The transcript has a single exon.